UUGCAAAACAGCAUGCCUUCUGGACGUCAGGCUGUAGUUUUGCCCCAGGAGGUGUGGCAAAAGAUCACACGCCACUUGACGAUUCGCGAGUGGGCAUCAGCAUGCGGAACUUGCAAGGCCAUGUUUCACCUACAGCUUGACAGUGUCAAUUUCGGCAGUGAUGUCUGCAGCAAAGGAAUUGAAUGGGUCUCCAGGAGGUGGAGCAUAGCGCGUGCAAUGAGCUGCACGAAAAUGCGCAGCAGUAAUAUGAGGGUGCUGGCGAAUAUAGUUUACAACGGGGGCAGCGUGCCUGGGCAAGUCGAGGACAUGAUCAUUCACAUGGAUGAUAUGGAGCAGGAGGAAGAAGGCGAGGAGAAUGCACCCCUCGUUUGGUUGGCAUGGGUGUUUGCGCAGAUGCACAAAUUGCGCUACCUGGAUUUGGGCGUCCGUACGUUCUUCUGAUUACCGCCUCUUCUAAAUCUCCAGCAUCUGAGCGUGAGCUACACUCACGGCGUGAAGUCCAGCUUGGGGGUGGAGCUGCCGUUGCUGACCAAUCUGCAGACCCUGCUCCUCUACGCAGUGUUCCCCGGAUCCGAGAGCAACAUGGACACAAUAGAUCUGCGCUUGCUGGUGAACCUCAACAGCGUCUGCCUGCGUGACGUCUCUUGCAAGAAACUGCACCUGCCAGAACUCUGCAGCGUCCACCUGGAUUGGGUCAGGGAUGGUGAGAUGCCAAGCAGCGAGUUGCUGGGUGCGCUGGCGAGGGUGCACACAAUGGAAUGGG
Molecule: messenger RNA, 763 nt
Organism: Coccomyxa subellipsoidea C-169
Lineage: Eukaryota; Viridiplantae; Chlorophyta; Trebouxiophyceae; Coccomyxaceae
Exons: 2
Coding region: 13-441 (142 amino acids)
Molecular function (GO): protein binding
Source: RefSeq, a predicted model, not a curated record